AUGCGGAUCGCUGGUGGAAGAACUGAGAUUCUUCUCGAUGCUCGAAACACGACGGUGACUUGGGAAGUGUUUCUGGAGCAGUUUUAUGAGAAGUACUUCUCGAGAUCUGUCCGCGAUGAAAGAGAAGCAAAGUUUCUGACUUUGAAGCAAAAGGAUGACGAGCCUUUUGAUGAGUACUUGGCUAAGUUCAUCCGUCUCUCUCAUUAUUCAAGCUAUCUCCGAUAUAGAGAUGAUAAGAGGUGGACAACAGAGAAGAUGGUUCGAGGACUGAGGCCAUCAUUGAGGGAGAUGAUUGCUCCCAGACAAUUUGAGCAGUUCAAUAAAGCAGUGGAAGCUUGCCGAAUCACGGAAAGCAGCUUCAACCAUCAUCUGAUAGUCAAGACAACUCCCCGAGCAAAGAAGGGAGGUCAAGGAGGUCAAGGUGGCACCUCGUCCAAUGUGAAUAAGAAGAGGAAGCAACCCUGGAAUAACCGCAAGAACAAGAAAGGCGAGAGUGCCCACAGAACACUGAGCAGGCAAGACCACGCACCCAGGGCCGAGUGUUUGCCAUCACAAGAGAAGAAGCCCGAAAGUCUCCGGAGAUGA
This is a messenger RNA of Neltuma alba, 585 nucleotides long. RefSeq lists its product as uncharacterized. The transcript is spliced from 2 exons. Bases 1 to 585 code for a protein of 194 amino acids. The record is from RefSeq and is a predicted model, not a curated record. Lineage: Eukaryota; Viridiplantae; Streptophyta; Magnoliopsida; Fabales; Fabaceae.